Molecule: messenger RNA, 222 nt
Organism: Paramuricea clavata
Lineage: Eukaryota; Metazoa; Cnidaria; Anthozoa; Malacalcyonacea; Plexauridae
Source: the annotation of a GenBank genome assembly
AUGUCGGACCUGACAGCCCCGCGUGGCAGACUGAACGGAUAUGGUUGGCGAGGAGGAAGCAGUAUUGACAUGUGGUAUCAGGUUGACUUCAUAAAACGUGCUAAGGUGACCGCCAUAAAAACGCAAGGCGAAACAUCCUCCUACUAUGUCAAGAUAUUCAAGCUUUCAUACAGCAAUAAUGGAAUUGAUUUCCAUGAAUAUGUGGAUGUCAUGAGGACAAAG